GACCGCUGGCCUCAAAGCAUAUUCUUGGUGGAAUAAAUAAUCAAAGUAAUCCAGGUAGUGAAGCAGUGCUUGAUGUUGAACAAAUGAGUGGUAUUAAUCCAUUGGCUGAGAACUGGUUUAUUAAUUAG
Molecule: messenger RNA, 128 nt
Organism: Didymodactylos carnosus
Lineage: Eukaryota; Metazoa; Rotifera; Eurotatoria; Philodinida; Philodinidae
Source: the annotation of a GenBank genome assembly